UCGAUCUGGCAACCUUAUGAUUACUAGCCCAACUCCCUCACCGCUCAGCCAUCUGACCUCCCCAUACAACCAUGUCAACUCAUGAUCCUGGUCUAAAUUCUCCAGUAGUGUCCACCCUCUCUUUGAAUCCUGUCUGCCUGUUACACAGGCUUCAUAGGUGUAGCCAAGGCAGAGAAAGCUGACCAGCUCUCGUGAGUCCUAAGGUCUCCUGUCUGUUUCAGCCCUCUUGCAGACACAGGCUCCAAACAUCCACUCACCAGCCCUGCCUUGUGGACAGAGUGAUUUGGAAGUUUCAAAUAGUUUCAAGCGGCUGAUGUUAACACUUUUCAUUUAUCAAAAUGAAAAGAGGAUUGGGGUUUUUGUACACAUGGCUGAACAAAGCAUGGCUAUGAUCCCCUUUUACAGCAUUUAAAACGCUUACAAAAUACCUGGAGUUGUUUUGGGGUGGGGUGGUGUAUUAACAAGGGGAGGUUGUCACAAUAUUAUUUUGCUUUGCAAUCCUUAUGGCUGUGCUUGAGGGUUCAAUGUUUAAACCCUGGCUGAGAAUAGCACGAAGAGGCAGUGAAGACAAGGCUGGCCUUUCUGCUGGGGGCUAGGAGCGCUCUGCUACCCCGCUCCCCACGCUGCCUCCUCACCUCCACAGCCUCCUGAAUGCCCCUCUUUCUUCACCUCCACCCACACCACCCCCAGUCCACAACCAUCCACACAGUGGAAACAUUCAAACGCGCUGCCCGACAAACAAGUUCUGAGGUUAAUUUGAGUGUAAUAUUAAUACGAUAAAAAAGUGUGCAGUCUCAAGUCAUGAACUGGAGUUCUAGAAGGAGGGAUGGUUGUUAGUCAGUGAGGUUUCUCAUCAUCAGCAGAUGAUGUACAGAGAACAUCAUCAGCAGAACUUGUUUUUAGUAUCAAGCAUGUCUAGGUAACCUAGGGAUGGCACGAAUGACAACACCCAAACAGAACCGCUUAAUCUCUGAUGUAAUUCCCCUUAGGUUUAACCUCUGCUGAUUGGCUGAGUAGAAGAGUAGUGGUGUUCAUGAUGACGCAACCGUGUGGAAUGAAGGAGGGAUUAAAUGAAGAUAGAGGAGGACUUGGAGGGCUAUAUUUGUCAUUCCCAGAGGCUUGAAAAAGCUAACCAGGCUAGGCUGGGAGUGACAGUGGCCUCAUCAGUCUUGUUGUAUAGGAUCUACACCCCCUGCUGGGUUUAGGGGUUUACAGUUGACUACUGAUGAGGGCUGAUUUGGCACCGAAUGUUUGGCCCCUCUACUCCCGAUUUGAAUUACUUUGUUUAUAAAUCUUUUGGGCACUCAAAGAAGUGCUUCGGUUUCCGAAAUUCCCUCGAUUAGUGCAAAUCUUAGUUGCUGCUCUCAUCACGAAUCGACUGUUUUGGGAAACGCAAUUAAAACAACAGCAAACCUGCACAAUUCCUCCUCAUACUCAGUUCAAGUUCCGCAUCUUUUACGAAAAUCAUUUCAUCCGCUUCUUUUAGUUGAUUAACAAUGUUUCUGAUUGAUGAACCCAUUGGCUGUGUCCAGCUGCUUGUACACUGUUCACAUUGGAAGUGUGUUUUUAUCAUUUUGUCUCUCUCCACAUCGCUGUGCGUCACCUGUCGAUGUGUGCGUCACCUGUCACUGCUUCCAGCCACGCUCAGACGGUCAUUCGGAGCCCGAGGUAGACGAGGAUACCAUGUAAUGAAUAACUGUGGUAGUUCCAUCUCCUCCCCAGGGUGGAGGCGGGGCUCCGUGACCCCCAGGGUCACGACCUUCCCUUGCCCGGGCUGCCAGCACGACAUCGACCUGGGUGAGCGCGGCAUCAGCAUGCUGUUCCGGAACUUCACCCUGGAGAGCAUCGUGGAGCGCUACAGGCAGGCGGCCCGAGCCGCCACGGCCAUCGUCUGCAACAUGUGCAAGCCCCCCGCUCAGCAGGAGGCGACUAAGAGCUGCAUGGACUGCAAGGCCAGCUACUGCAACGAGUGCUUCAAGCUGCACCACCCCUGGGGCACGCCCAAGGCCCAGCACGAGUACGUGGGGCCCACCACCAACUUCAGACCCAAGGUGCUGAUGUGUCCAGAGCACGAGAUGGAGAAGGUGAACAUGUACUGUGAGGUGUGCCGGCGUCCUGUGUGCCACCUGUGCAAGCUGGGAGGGUCACACGCCAGCCACAAGGUCACGUCCAUGAGCAGUGCUUACAAGAUACUCAAGGAGAAGCUGGCCAAGAGUAUCCAUUACCUCAUCAGCAAGGAGGAGCAGGUCAGGACUCAGAUUACAGACCUGGAGGUGCUGAUCCACCGCACAGAGGACAACGGUCAGCUGGCUGAGAGGCAGGCCAGCGAGCACUUUGAGCGUCUGUUUGAGGCUCUGCAGGAGCGCAGGACUGACAUGCUGCGCAGCAUCGAGCAGUCCCGCUCCCGUCGUCUGGGCCAGCUCCGGGGCCAGGUGGAGGAGUACCAGGGCAUGCUGGAGAACAGCGGCCUGGUGGGCUACGCCCAGGAGGUCCUGAAGGAGACCGACCAGUCCUGCUUUGUUCAGACGGCCAAGCAGCUACACGUCAGGAUCCAGAAAGCCUGCGAGUCCCUGAGGACCUUUCAGCCCGCGGCCGAGCCGUCCUUCGAUGAGUUUGUCCUGGACACGUCCAGGGAGGAGUCCCUGCUGAAGGAGAUGUGCUUCGGAGGAGUCCCUGACCCCCCGAUGAUCGACCUGUCUCAGAGCCGCGUGUACAACGAGGCCACGGUGUGCUGGCGUCUCCCUGACGACGCCCUGCCCACCGACCACCAGGUGGUGGAGUACCGGCGGCGCGGCGCGGAGGAGGAGGGGGGGGAGGCCAGCGGGCGCUGGAGCAGCACGGAGCGGGUGUAUGGGACCAGCACCGUGGUGUCGGACCUGGAGCCCGACAGUGUGUACUCCUUCAGGGUCCGCACCUACAGGAACUCCCUCCACAGCCCCUACUGCCCCGAGGUCUCCUUCCACACGCCCCCUGCUCCUGUGUUUGGCUUCCUGUUCAACGACAAGUGUGGCUUCAGCCCAGAGCGUCUGGUGUUGAGCAGGAGGAGGGACUCUGUGGAGAGUGUGGCGGGCGUGGCCUUCCUGCUAGCCGCGGAGCGCGUGCAGACGGGCAGCUACGUGUGCCUGGACUACAUCAUCGGGGACACGGGCAUCUCUCAGGGACGCCACUACUGGGCCUUCCGCGUGGAGCCCACCUCCUACCUGGUCAAGGUGGGCGUGGCCUCCGACUCCAAGCUGCUGGAAUGGUUCCACAACCCCCGGGACACAAGCAGCCCCAGGUACGACCACGACAGCGGUCACGACAGUGGCAGCGAGGACACCUGCUACGACCUCACCCAGCCGUUCACCCUCCUCACGGUGGGCAUGGGCAAGAUCUUCAUACCCAAGGCCUCCCUCGCCGCCCCCCCCAACCCCACCUCCACCCCUCCCACCGGCGUCGCCGGCGACCACGGCGGCCGGGCCCUCCCCAUGCCACAGCGCAUCGGCAUCGGCCUGGACUACGAUGCCGGGCGCGUGUCCUUCUACGAUGGCGACACCAUGAGGUGUCUGUACGAGCGGCAGGUGGAUUGUUCUGGAACCAUGUACCCGGCCUUCGGACUCAUGGGUAGUGGGAGAAUCCACCUGGAGGACUUUGUCACCGCCAAGCGAUUGGUCUACAUGUGAUGGGGUGGGGAGGUCUGAUUGGUUUACAUGUGAUGGGGUGGGGAGGUGUGAUUGGUCUACAUGUGAUUGGGUGCUGGGUGGGGGCUGAUUGGUCUACAGCCAGGCCAAUCGGAGAUGUGAUCCCGCCCCGUUGUCAUUGGGGAGGAUGCUAUUGGCCGGCAUGUGAGACUGACGAGUGUUCUCGUCCAAUGCGUGGCUCCGAUCCCGCACAAUUGGUUUAAACAUCAGCUAGUAGAUCUGAUCGAACCAAUCAGAUGUGAGCUUUACUCUCUUUUCGUUCGGUCAACACCAAAGUCUCCCAUAUUAAUAUUUUUUAAAUGUUGUUUGUCUUGUGUUUUUUCACUAACUGAUUUUAUUAAGAUACGUGUUCAGUACAGAGUCUGUAGCACCAACACACAUCCAGGGAGCUCCACACAGGAGAGGUUCUUGUAGUCACGGCUCAGUUCUCCACCUCUGUGCCUUUCUUAAAGAAGCGGGCCAGCAAGCAGGAUGAGCUGGUGUGUGUAACCACCCAUGAGCAGCACUGAGGAGGCAGGUCACACAGCACACACAGGGAGGGAGAGAAGCCUUCUGUCACAAACACACUUCAUCUAGAUGUUGUCCGGAAACAUCUGGAUCACGCUAGGUUUUUUUUUACUUUCAAACUGUAGUUCACACUUCACUCUUGCACAUUUUAUUUAAAUGUGUAUGUUUUAUUUUUACUUCUGCUCACAAAUAUGUAAGUGGCAUCUUCAGCAGACACUUCAAACACCAUUUUCUCACUACCGUCACACACACACACCUCGCACAGGUUGGUAGCCAUCUUGGAUCCAGGCGGUCAUCUUGGAUCCAAUCACUGCCCAGCACUGAAUGUUAACGUUUUAUGUUCAUAGGCUUUGUUUUAUUUCGCACAACGAAUGUACACCUUCAGAUUUCACUUAGUCAGGGUCACCCAGUAUCACCAAGUGCUGCUCCCUGGUCUCUAGCAGAGCUCAGUUACUGUCCAUCCACUCUUCCUGUCCCCUGCGUUCGGCUGCAGGACUGUUGCACGCCACCGACGCUAAGCUGGCUACACAGCAGUAGACGUUACGUAACUUGUUGACCUGCUUGAAACUUAACAUCAGAUCAGAGCUUUUAAAGCUUGCUAGGGCGACUGGGUCCCUCCUGGUCACUGAUCCUGGGUUUCUGGAACAAGUUAUCUCUCUGUGUCGUCUUAUUGAGGGAAACGGUUAUCUGUGUGUGUGUGUGUGGUUUCUCAGGUCUCUGGCUCUCUGGGCCUCACGCUACCUACCUCCAACUAUCCCUGGUAACCCUGCACACCCGCUCCGUCAGGUAUGGUUUGCGUUGUUCUUGUAGCUUUAAACAUCAUAUUUUAUCAUGAUUUCCUGUAUUAUACAUCAACCUUUCAAGAUGCUCUGUGUCUGAUGACAAGCUGACAUUUCAACUUGAUUUAAGGUCAAUUUAUACGUCAUGUACAUAGCUGUAGCGUGAUGUUCCUUCUGUCUGACGCUGUGCAUCUGUAGCGUUACUCAGUGAGUUUGUGUUUGCGGUGAACUUUGUCGGACUUCAAGGCUCAGGACUUGAGACUUUUUGGUUGGUAUCGGUGGAUUAAUGAUAAAACAUAGUCAGCGUACGUUGUUGGAGUGAUCGUGUGACUGUAAUCCAAAAGGGAGAGUUAGAAAACGGCUCAUGAGAUUGCCCUCUCUCUGUUUUCCAUUUGGGUGUUCUAUAAUUUAGUGUUGCAUUUUUUUUGUUUGUGGGAAAGUAAAUAACUAGUUUUACAGUUCUUUUUUUGUUUAGUGUUUUUUUUCUUCACAAUGGGUGUGUAUAAUUAUGUCUUUAGAAGUUGUUUAUUGUUUCUUCCAGUACACUGAACUUGGCUCUGUUACUGUUUCCUAUCAAACUGACUGUUGAAACACCUUAAAACAAGUCUAUGCACUUCUUUUGAGCUGGCUGUGGGUUGUUUUGUGUAACUAUAUCACAGAAUGUAUUGUUUAUAUUUAGGGACAAACAAACCGAAUGUCUUGUCAUCUGGGCGGUUUUUGUAACGUUAAUUUUUUUGCUUGUUCGGUAUCCCGAGAUCUUGAAAUCACGUGGGAAAAGCUGUGGCUCUGUAUCUUGACAGUCUUCUGGUAGAGAAACAAAAUUAGCGCUUCUUACGGCAUCAUGGCCUUGCUGAGCGGAUGGAGGAGAAGGUCUCAGUAGUGAAAAGUAAAAACCAAAAUUCUGCAGGCUUUCAAUCUAAUCAAUCAAGCUAGCACUUUAAUCCGUAGCAUGUGAAGCCUCAGUGCUCUACUAGUGUGUGUGUGUGUGUGUGUGUGUGUGUGUGUGUGUGUGUGUGUGUGUGUGUGUGUGUGUGUG
Molecule: messenger RNA, 6002 nt
Organism: Hypomesus transpacificus
Lineage: Eukaryota; Metazoa; Chordata; Actinopteri; Osmeriformes; Osmeridae
Gene: trim36
Product: tripartite motif containing 36
Exons: 9
Coding region: 1497-3662 (721 amino acids)
Molecular function (GO): zinc ion binding; protein binding
Source: RefSeq, a predicted model, not a curated record